AUGGCAAACUUGGAAAAAUCGCUGUGGGAGGAAGUGCUUCUUGACGCACAAAAGGUAAUUGAUUUGAACCCUUUGUCGCACGUUGGAUACCGGUUGAAACAUACUGCGCUUCAUGGCGCACAACGCUAUGAUGAAGCUAUCGAGGCCCUCACAAUAAUGCUUGCCACAUUGGACAAUGCUCACGAUAUGCAGAUACGAAAGCUGCGCGAGCAGUAUGUCAGUCCCUCUAAAGCAGAUAGUAUGAUUCAGAAGGUCAUAAAUGAUCAGCUUGACACUGCGCCGCUUCGUCUACUUGACACCACUACCGGGCUUCUAUGUGAUCGAGAAACGCAGAUAAGCGCUUUCAAAACGACCACAGAGUACAAGCAACUUUUCUUAUCGAUUAUGAAGCAUGCGGACCUCCCAAGGGAGAUCAUCGUAGAUGCAGUGUCCAAAUACUUCGGUUGCGCCAUGUUAUCACAUAGAUGGGAAGGAAAGGAGCCGCUACUACAAGACAUCAAGGACAAGGCCGUUUACCAGUUGCAGGCGACCGGUGGUCUUAGGAAGUUGCAGUUAUUCUGCAAGAAAGCUCGCGAGGCAGGGUUUCACUGGGCGUGGGUUGAUUCGUGUUGCAUCGACCAGAACAACAAUGUCGAGCUCCAAAAAUCGCUCAACUCCAUGUUCGCCUGGUAUUAUCAUGCAGCGCUCACGAUCGUCUACCUCUCUGAUGUUCCCCCUUCGUCCAAGUCUGGCGCACUGGCAAAGAGUGCUUGGAACACUCGAGGAUGGACUGUCCCGGAAUUCCUGGCUCCCAGAGUCAUUCUGUUCUACCGACAGGAUUGGACUCUAUAUCUCGACAACGACUCCCACAACCACAAGGAGUCUGUCGAGAUCAUGCACGAGUUGGAGGAUGCGACGGGCGUAGAUGCACGCGCCCUCAUUGCCUUCCAACCGGGGAUGAGAGAUGCCCGAGAGAAACUCAAAUGGGCAUCUACGCGUAUCACUACUGUGGCAGAAGACACUGCAUACUCACUGUUUGGUAUAUUCGGCAUCCAGCUACCCAUCCUUUAUGGGGAGAAUAAGGAAAAUGCGCUCGGGCGGCUCCUGCAGGAGAUAGUGGCUCGAUCGGGCGACAUUACAGCCCUCGACUGGGUCGGACAACCAUCCACGUUCAACAGUUGUCUUCCAGCCAACAUUUCAUCAUAUGCAGCCCCUCCAUGUGCUCUCCCGUCUUUAUCUGAAGACCAGAUUCAGAUGGCCAUCUCCUCCCUGCGUCAUCCUGUGACUGUGGAAUUGGCUUUAAGCUUUUAUGACUGGCUUGACAAUAUGAGCGCUGCUCGUUUCGCGAACCGCAGACUGCACCUGCCUUGCAUAGUGCACCGUGUCAUAGAAGUCAGACGGAGGCAGGAUCUAGCCCAGGAAACUCCUUUUACGUACGGAGUAAAGGCGGAUGGGCUUUGUGACUUGUUGAUCACCACCCAAGAGGCGCUGGUCCAAUUCUCUUGGACAAGGCCCACUCGACAAACAUUCUUGCUUGUCCGUCCAUGGGAUCGUCGUCUUCUUGAGCUGCCUGACUUUGCAGAGCAGCCUGCCUUCGAUAACGACGCGGAAGAUAUGUCCGAUCCCGGGACUCCGUUAGAUCACUCGCGUCGUUCUGCUAAACAGGAACGGAUUGAUUCGGAGCGUCACUCACAAGCAUUGCGAUUGAUCGUUCGCCUUGGGCAGCCAUUCGGUGCAUUUUUGCUCGCACAGCAGCGCGGUGGAGAAUAUAAGAGGAUUGCGUCAGAUCGUGAUAUCAUUGCACAAGUCAAAGACUCUGUUCACAAUGUGACGGAUAUUAGAACCCUAGAAAUAUUGUAG
Molecule: messenger RNA, 1839 nt
Organism: Suillus discolor
Lineage: Eukaryota; Fungi; Basidiomycota; Agaricomycetes; Boletales; Suillaceae
Exons: 3
Coding region: 1-1839 (612 amino acids)
Source: RefSeq, a predicted model, not a curated record